GAGAUGGAGAUGAUGACUGAGAAACAGAGAGAUACUAGAUGCUGCUGGAACAAUACUCCUGAAAAAAGCGAUUAUGAGGCUGUAGAGGCCCUUAUUUCUAUGAGUUGCAACUGGAAAUCAGACUUAAAAAAACAUGCAGAAAUGAGACCUAUAACUCCAGCAUCUGAUAUGUCAGAAGAGAGUGAUGAGACUUUGCUUCCCGGAGUUGCGGAUUUUAAUGCAAUACCAGCAUUUUGCCUGACGCCUCCCUACAGCCCAUCUGACUUCGAGAUGUCACAUCAGGGGGCACCAGCGCCCGCUGCAGCGCUCAGCAAGUCACUGACGGAGGCUGCCAAGCUUUUGGCUGCACCUCGGAGAGAGGCAGAGAGGCCUCCAGCAGCCAGGCCUCUGAAAGCCCAAGCCACGAGUGUUAUCCGCCACACAGCUGAUGCCCAGCUUUGUAAUCGCAAAACCUGCCCGGUGAGAACAGCCAGUGUGCUGAAAUACCAGGACAGCGUUUCAAACAAACAGAACACCAAAGCAGAAGAUUUGGUGUGUUCUGCCGUGGCGCUGAGCAGAGCCAGCGAUGAGAGCAGUGAACUGCUGGUGGCUGAAGGAAAAAACGCAGAACCGGCUGUCGAUCCGGUGCCCAUGACCAAGCCUUCAGCCAGCAGGCAUCAGCCUGCCCCCGGCUCACUGCAGCAGUCAGCAGUCAUGGCACCGCCAUGCCCUGCCCAAGGUGGUGGAGCCCCCCCCAUGCCAGUGAUUUGCCAGAUGGUCCCUCUGCCCGCCAACAACAACGUCAUGACAGCCGUAGUGCCUAACGGCACGCCAAGCCAGCAGCCAGCUCUCUGUCAGCCCAUGGUCUUCAUGGGAACCCAAGUUCCCAAAGGCGCUGUGAUGUUUGUUGUGCCCCAGCCCGUUGUGCAGAGCACAAAGGCUCCCAUUGUUAGCCCGAAUGGCACGAGACUCUCUCCCAUUGCCCCGGCUCCCGGCUUCGUACCUUCUGCAGCAAAAACCACUCCUCCAGUCGAUUCUUCAAGAAUAAGAAGUCACAUUUGCAGCUACCCAGGGUGUGGGAAAACGUACUUCAAGAGCUCCCAUUUAAAAGCUCACAUAAGAACACACACAGGAGAAAAGCCAUUUAGUUGUAGUUGGAAAGGCUGUGAGAGAAGGUUUGCACGAUCUGAUGAACUGUCUCGCCAUCGCAGAACACAUACUGGGGAGAAGAAGUUUGCCUGCCCGAUGUGUGAGCGGCGGUUCAUGAGGAGCGACCACUUAACGAAGCAUGCACGUCGCCACUUAUCGGCUAAGAAGUUACCAAACUGGCAAAUGGAAGUGAGCAAAUUAAAUGAUAUCACCGAGCCGCCGACAUCUGCGACUGCGCAGUGA
Molecule: messenger RNA, 1371 nt
Organism: Apaloderma vittatum (bar-tailed trogon)
Lineage: Eukaryota; Metazoa; Chordata; Aves; Trogoniformes; Trogonidae
Gene: KLF10
Product: Kruppel-like factor 10
Exons: 3
Coding region: 4-1371 (455 amino acids)
Biological process (GO): regulation of transcription by RNA polymerase II
Molecular function (GO): DNA-binding transcription factor activity, RNA polymerase II-specific; RNA polymerase II cis-regulatory region sequence-specific DNA binding
Source: RefSeq, a predicted model, not a curated record